Messenger RNA from Ilex paraguariensis (yerba mate), 534 nucleotides. The record is from the annotation of a GenBank genome assembly. Lineage: Eukaryota; Viridiplantae; Streptophyta; Magnoliopsida; Aquifoliales; Aquifoliaceae.
AUGAGGUUGAUGCUGCAGGCACAAAGCAGUGUUGCAGAUGACUUGUACGAUGAUGUUACCUACAGUGGUAAUAAACAAGAGAGAUUUAUGGAGAAGCCAAACAUCAAGAUGUUUGUUAGUAGAAUUCGGGAACAGUUUCAGAAAUUCAUAUCAACUGACUUCCUUUGGUGGCGAGGUCUUGCUCGUAUUUUAGAAGAUAAAGGGUUUCUUAGAGAGGCAGAUGACAUGUCUCAUGUUCAGAUAAAAUUCCCAGAACCAACACCACUGGGACUGGAAUUCUUGCAAUCCAAACUGGAGCAUCCUUUCUAUGUUUACCCAGAAGCAGAUAUGCUGCUUUCCAUGAAAAAUCCCAAAUCUUAUUCCACUUUCGCGGAGUGGGGAAAAGGUUGGGCUGAUCCUGAAAUCCGGCGUCAGCGCUUAGAAGGGAGGCGAGCACGGAGGAAGCCACGGAAAAGAAAACAGAGUAAACAUCAGCCGGAUGUGAGAACAGUUCGAGGAAGGUUAGCUGCAAAGCUUUCAAAACAGAAACGAUAG